AGGAACUCAGGCAUGCAGUGGAAGACAGGACCAAGUCUCACUGAAAAACCAACGAGUUCUCAAAUGAGGACAGUGUCAAGAUGCUGGUGGUUUGGCUCAUACUGAUUCUCCUCCGAGAGGGAUAUACAGAGCCUCUUGUGACCACAGUCCAGCUGGGUGAACCUGCGACAUUGACAUGUGCUUCUCCUGAUAUGUUGAACGGUAAAGUCUUCUGGUACAAGCAGCGUGCAGGGGAAACUCUGUCAUUAAUCGUGAGGCUGCAGAAACACAUAUAUCCUGUGUUUGGAGAAGAGUUUUCUGCCUCCAGAUUUGAAGUGAACAUUUACGAGAGUACGAGUAAUCUGACCAUUUUGAGGACCGUGGAAGACGAUGAGGGGAUGUAUCACUGUGCAGUCUCAGAGUGGAUCAAGGUUACUUGGAGUGGAACGUAUUUGUCAUUGAAAGGGAACACUCAGAGGACAUCAAACUUGACUGUUGUUCAGUGGCCAUCAGUCUCAGAUCCAGUCCGCCUAGGAGACUCAGUGACUCUGCAGUGUUCAGUCCUCUCUGACUCUGAGAGUGACAUGUGUCCAGGAGACAACAGUGUGUACUGGUUCAAAUCUGGAUCAGAUCAAUCUCAUCCAAACAUCAUCUACACUGAUGAAAACAGGCGUGAUGAAUGUGAAAGAAGAUCUGACGCUCAGAAAAGCUGUGUUUAUCACCUCUCUAAGAACUUCAGCUCCUCUGAUGCUGGGACUUACUACUGUGCUGUGGCCACAUGUGGACAGAUCUUAUUUGGAGAUGGAUCAAAACUGCAGAUUGAGCAAACAGCAAGUCCUGAGUUAAUCGGCCUGGUGAUAGCAGUACUCUUCUUGUUCAUUUCUGUGACUGUUAAUAUUGUUUUCAUCUGCUUCCAAAAUCCAAGAGCAGAAUGUGAACCACAUAAAGCUGCUGUUGAGCUGCAUAGAAUCAGUGGAGGUCAAAUAAAUCAACAGACGGAUGAGGACACACAGGUUUACUCUGCUGUUGUCUUCACUGUGAGGAAAGCUGGCAGUGGGACUGUAAAGGACACAAUAUCAGUGGAGGAAAAGAGGAUCUGUGCAGCUUUAAAGGCUUUUAGGUUGAACUAGUGAGUCUACAGUUCUGCUUUCAAUCAGUUAAUACCCGCUGAUCUUUUUUUUGGUUAAUAGUUAAACAUGUGUUAGUUGAAAUAAUCUGCAUAUGUAACUGUGCUGUUUAUAAUUGUAUUGCUAUGUGUACAUUUUGUCCAUUUGUUUCACAGAAAUGUUUGUGGUCUUUCAUACAAAUGCACAGCUUGAGUUUCUCGUGGUUUUCCAAGUAGCGUGUUUUAAAGUUUAUAACACUGCACUGUAGUUUUAGCACUCGUAUUUCUUAUCAAAUUCAAACUUCUGUUUCUGCUUUUUUAUUCCACUUCUCUUUAAUUGUCGUGG
Molecule: messenger RNA, 1430 nt
Organism: Notolabrus celidotus (New Zealand spotty)
Lineage: Eukaryota; Metazoa; Chordata; Actinopteri; Labriformes; Labridae
Exons: 7
Coding region: 81-1109 (342 amino acids)
Biological process (GO): response to bacterium
Source: RefSeq, a predicted model, not a curated record